Chelonia mydas (Green sea turtle) is the source of this 1927-nucleotide messenger RNA. RefSeq names its product thyroid transcription factor 1-like. Gene Ontology annotation, cellular component: nucleus. The record is from RefSeq and is a predicted model, not a curated record. The transcript is spliced from 2 exons. Gene Ontology annotation, molecular function: DNA-binding transcription factor activity, RNA polymerase II-specific; RNA polymerase II cis-regulatory region sequence-specific DNA binding. Lineage: Eukaryota; Metazoa; Chordata; Testudines; Cheloniidae. The coding region runs from base 508 to 1305 and encodes 265 amino acids. Gene Ontology annotation, biological process: cell differentiation; regulation of transcription by RNA polymerase II.
UUAUACCGGCUGAGGAUCUGGCACCAGGAUCCUAAAUGAGGAUUUCUCUGAUUCCUCUUGCCUUGAGCCGCAAUUUCACUCCACUGGACGUUGGAUAACCUUGCUUUUCAUCACUCCCCCACCCACUGCCUUGCACAUAGUUUUAAACUGAUCAGAGUUGCAAUUAACUUAGGCUCAUGGUAUAUUCACCCCUAUUGUUUGAAGCUCUGAAGAGGAAGGCUCCUCCUCCCUCUCCCUCCUCUCCUUGUGGCGUCUGCUGCCCAUAAGCCCUGAUAAGGUGUGUGCACAAGAUGAAAGCUGAGAAGCUGGGUUUACCCUGAAACCUCCAGCAAAAGUCUGGGGUUUAUGACAGUCACCAAAGCAAGAAAAAGAAAAAGAAAAAGAAAAAGAAAAAGUCACCUCUGAGGUCUCAGGACCGGCAAGUUUCACAUGAGCUCUUGGGACCAGCCAGUUUAACUUAGUUACCAAGCCAAGUUCCACAGAGGAGCCGAAAAGGUUUUUUUAGCCAUGGAAACCUCAUGCAUGGAAGGGUUCGGGCAGUUCAUGCAGGUCACUCACCAGCCUUGUCUUCAGCCUGCGCUGGGACCUUCUGGCUUCUCCGUCACUCACUGCGUUUCUCAAAGCUCCAUGAGGGGUUACUGCGCUGGGACGUUCCCAGGCCCUGCUGACCUACCAACCUACCACCAAGACAAUUACUGCAAUGGGGUCGCCAGUGGAGACUGGUACGGGCAGACGCAGGAUGGACCGUACCCACCAAUCUCUAGGUACAUGGGACCGCCUGGAUUUAACAUGCCCAGCACUGGUUGCCUAGGAUAUAUUGGCGAAGCGGCCAAAUCUACCCUCUUCCUCCAGAACAUGUCCAGGCGGAAGAGGAGGGUGCUGUUCUCUCAGGCUCAGGUUUACGAGUUGGAGAAGAGAUUUGAGCUCCAGAAAUACCUGACUGCUCCUGAGCGGGAGCAUCUGGCUAAGGUCACCCACCUGACCCCCAACCAGGUGAAGAUCUGGUUCCAGAACCACCGCUACAAGAUGAAGAGGCAAGCCAAGCAGCGGGACCUGGAGCAGCCACCUAGCCCAAUCUCAGUGCUCCACAAGACCUGUGCCAGCAGCCCCAUCACCUCCCACGUUGACUAUGGCUUUGCAGAUCCCAAGCUGGAGAAUAAAUCCACUCCAGAGGCCCAUUACAAUCUCCCCGGACUUGAGCAAGGUGGUCUCAGAGGCCAAGACCUGGCCAUGAGCCCCAACACUGCUGCAGACUGUCAGCCCAAGGCCAGCAACAGAAGCCUCAUGUUUAGCAAGUCGUGGUAGCUUCAUCUGGGGGGAUUAUUUUCCCGAACCGAGAUAAUUCAACACAAGUUCACAGAACGUUUCGCACAAUCCAAAUCUCCAUUUUUCCACCAAAAAAUGUUUCAACUAAAAACAGUUUUCCCCAGUUCUAAGAAAGCCUGAUGCACCUCAUUUUACAGCUGGGGAUCUGAGGACAGAAAUGACUUGUCCAAGGUCACACGGGGAACAACAGAGGCAGGAAUUGAACCCAAGUCUCUAGCCUUCACCAUUCUUUCCCCAAAAUUACCUGCCUGCAGGUUUGGGUGGUACUUUGGAGUGGGCUAGGCCAUGGCUGCAUCCGACAUUUGAGGGAGCCUUCAGAACUGGCAUGGCAUACAUAGCUAACGGUGCCUGAUUGCAAAGGUUGAGAAUAAAGACCCCAACGGAGCUGUUCACAACACACCUCCCAUUUACUCCACUCUGCUCUCUCCAGGGUACAAAGAACACAACCAUGAGGCAUUUCUUUUUAGCACAGACGCUUGGUUCGGUGACUGCAUGGCAGCGUUAGCAGGGGACAGCGGGGGCUAGCGACACUUACCUCCUUUGUAAAAUGCUGGGUAUUGCGUUGGUCUUAAAAGUGCCAGUUAGUUUUCACUGUUCAUUU